Aspergillus terreus NIH2624 is the source of this 3495-nucleotide messenger RNA. RefSeq names its product putative DNA damage repair protein Mus42. NCBI's taxonomy places the organism in Eukaryota, Fungi, Ascomycota, Eurotiomycetes, Eurotiales, Aspergillaceae. The record is from RefSeq and is a predicted model, not a curated record. Gene Ontology annotation, cellular component: nucleus. Bases 1 to 3495 code for a protein of 1164 amino acids. Gene Ontology annotation, molecular function: damaged DNA binding; deoxycytidyl transferase activity; DNA-directed DNA polymerase activity. The transcript has 2 exons. Gene Ontology annotation, biological process: error-free translesion synthesis; error-prone translesion synthesis.
AUGGGCUCCCGACUUGACGAAAACUCCUCUAUAGUUCGCAAACGUAUUGAGUCGCAUACUUUUGAUCAUGAAGAAGGCGAAGAGUAUGAAGGCUCGACGUUCGGCGGCUUCGGCGACUAUAUGCGUCGCAAGAAGCUCAAGCUACAGAACUUGGACGCCGAAAUUCGCUCGUCGGCUGGUGACUGUCCUCCCAUCUUUCGUGGUGUAGUCGCACAUGUCAACGGGUACACGCAGCCUUCUCUGCAGGAUCUCCAUCGGCUGAUCGUUAGCCAUGGCGGCGGGUUCUUGCAAUAUCUUGAUGGGAAGACAGCUGCCACUCAUAUCAUCGCCAGCUCCUUAACCCCGAAGAAGCGAGAAGAAUUCCGGAGAUACCGUAUCGUCAAACCAGCGUGGGUAGUGGAAAGCAUUAAAGCGGGGCGACUGCUCCCAUGGGACUCGUUUCGGGUUGUUGAUGAAGGGCAGUCGCAGAAGAUCUUGAGAUUCGACAACGGACGUAUUCUCAGCCAGUCAAAUUCUCCACAAUCGAGAUACAGAGACCAAAGUACGUCAAGUUGGUAUGCGUCCCAACUGAAGGAAUCUAUGGUGGUCAUGGAGACUGGACUGGAUGAAUCUUUACCUCGUUUGGUUGAUACCACCACAACCACUGAAUCAGCAUCGGAUGAUCGUUUGAUCAACCAAUCUCAGUCGGAUUAUGGUGAAUUCCCCAGCUUUACGUCCUAUGAAGACACCACCAAACGGCCAACACCCCCAGAGCCUCGCAUUAUCGAGGAUACCGAGGCUCCAGUGACCAACAUACCUCCUUCGGAACAGGUAGAUCCAGCGUCGGAUUCAAUGGAUGAUCAACCACCGGACCCUCCACCCGAUGUAGCCCCUAGUCCCCCGUCCGCCGGGCAUGACACCAUCGCUGUCAGAUCUGACAUGACCCCAGAGGAAUAUAAUGCACAACUCUUAGCAGAUCCUCGGAUGAGGAACUCCAGCGUCGCCAAUCCCGAGUUUAUACAACAGUUCUACAGAGAAUCCCGAUUGCACCACCUUUCGACCUGGAAAGCUGAACUGAAGGCUCAGCUUCAGGCAAGCGCUCGGGAGAAAUCCCAAGCACAAGAUUCGCGUCGCAAACUUGCACCUGGUGCAAGGCGCUAUAUACUCCACGUUGACUUCGAUUGCUUUUUUGCAGCUGUAUCGUCGCUUAAACACCCAGAACUCGAUGGCAAGCCAGUCGCCAUCGCUCAUGGUACUGGGUCAGGCUCUGAGAUUGCAAGCUGCAACUAUCCUGCCCGCGCUCGGGGGGUCAAGAACGGCAUGUGGAUGAAAGGUGCUCUUCAGGAAUGCCCUGAGUUGAAGGUGCUACCUUAUGAUUUUGCCGCGUACGAAGAUGCGAGCCAGAAAUUUUACAGCUCUAUUCUUUCCAUUGAUGGUGUCGUCCAGAGUGUUAGCAUUGACGAGGCACUCGUGGAUAUCACGACACAAUGCCAUGAGGCUGGCGGCACUGAUGGCCGUGGAAUAUCCGAAGGUUCCAUCUAUCGAGAACAGGCCAGAGCCGACGAAAUAGCGCAGAAUCUACGCGACUCUGUGAAAGCAAAGACAGGCUGUGCUGUCUCUGUGGGAAUUGGCGGUAACAUUUUGCAAGCCAAGGUGGCUUUGCGAAAAGCGAAACCCGCCGGUCAAUUCCAGUUGAAACCGGAUGCGGUUCUAGACUUCAUUGGGAAUUUAUCUGUACAGAAUUUACCUGGAGUUGGGUACAGCCUCGCCACAAAAAUGGAGGAGCUUGGCGUGAAGCUAGUCAAAGAUAUCCGGGAACUGUCGCGUGAGAGGCUCACUUCUACCCUCGGCCCCAAGACAGGCGCUAAGCUCUGGGAUUACGCUCGCGGGAUUGACCGUACUGAAGUUGGAAACGAAGUGAUGCGGAAGUCUGUCUCCGCGGAAGUCAAUUGGGGGAUCCGGUUCGUCAAUCAGGAGCAAGCGGAUGAUUUCGUCAAGUCGUUGUGCGCCGAGCUCCACCGCCGUCUGGUAGAGAACCUAGUGAAGGGGAAACAAUUGACACUGAAAGUGAUGCGCAGGUCUGCGGAUGCGCCACUGGAGCCGGUCAAACACUUGGGUCACGGGAAGUGUGACACCUUCAACAAGAGUGUCAUACUUGGGGUGGCAACGAAUGCAACUGAUGUUCUCGCUAAAGAGGCAAUCUCCAUGCUGAAAGGGCUCGCAAUUUCGCCUGGUGACUUGCGAGGAUUGGGGGUUCAAAUGACGAAACUGGAACCUCUCAAACCAGGGCCAGGAGGGAGUGUCAGUAGCAGUCAACAACAACUGAAUUUCAAGGCAUCUCCCGUGCGCAAAAGCGUCGAGAAACAUCACGAUCCCGAUGAUCUGGAAAGCCCUCACAAAGGCGAAACUGACUCAGUUCGCCACGGCCCAUCUCUGAAUGAUAGCACCCAGAAGCCUCUCAAUCUUUCGGGCACUCAGUUCAUCAUGCCAACCCAAACAGACCCUAAGGUCGUUGCCGAACUUCCCAAUGACAUCAGAUCCCGACUUAUCUCGCAGGGCAAGUCCCGACAAAAUUCUCGAUCAACUUCGCCUUGCCCUCCCGCACGCAAUGCCCAACGAUCUGCAGCAACAGAACUCCCUCCUCAGUCCCAGCUAGACCCUGACGCCCUUGCCGCGUUGCCCGAGGAUGUACGAGCCGAAGUACUUGGUUAUUACAACCAGCCAUCGAGGACAACAAACCCCCCGCAAGCAGCAGCUAUUGCAUCAAGCGCUCGGCCCUCAUCGUCAGGAGGCCUGAUGUUCAAAAAGCCUACAACGCCAACCAAGAAGCGACGCGGCCGCCCUAGCACUAAAGCAGUCGGCAACAUGACCCUUACGCAAUCGAACUUCAUGUUUGUCAGGACAACCACGUCCUCGACGGUGAAUGAGGAGCCUCGUUCAAGGCAGGCCACCCCGGGGGUAGAAGAAACGGAAAUAUCAGAGGAGUUCCUCGCAGAGCUCCCAGAUGACAUCCGCCGCGAAGUUCUCGAGGAGCAAAAGAGGGCCCGUAUGUUGCAACAGCGUUCUACCAACGCCCCUGCGUCAGCAAAACUCCAACCGCCCGCCCCUGCCCCUGCCCCGCCACAGCCGCAAAAACGACUGAAGCUUCCUCCACUCCCCGAGAAACCUACAUUCACGUCCAGGAAGCUUUCAAGUCUGCCAGAUUUGCGCAAUGCAGUUGGUUCCUGGCAUGCGGCGUUCGCUGACGAAGGUCCUUUCACUGAUGACGUUGAUUCACUUUCUCACUACCUGACCCGUGUCGUUCUCGAAGAGAAAGAUAUCGACAAAGCCGUGUCUGUUGUCAGCUGGUUGACAUGGCUCGUUGAGGAUAUGAAGGAAGCAAGUGGACCUUCUAAAAGCGCAUCGACUAGUCGCUUGGAAGGCACAGUCACCUGGGAUGAAGCCUUACAGAAGAUUCGCACGAGCGUCAAUGAAGGUCUCGACAAACGAGGGUUGCCUCAUGCCGACUUCGCUUGA